GGUGAAGUGGCCCUUGUGCCGUGACGUUGCCGAUAGUUCAUGGUAGGCUGCUUUCAACCUCAACCCUCCAGCCUCGUAGGAAGAAACGAUUAUAUAUCAGGCUCUCCCUGAAGACACUCUGGGGUCACACAUGCUUCUUUCUAUUUCGCGAUACAGAUACAAGCAAAUUCACGCGCACCUUCCCGAAUACUAGUGUUUCAUUAGGUAUAAUUCUCACAAGAUGUCUAGCCAGCACUCUCGAUAUCAAAGAGUGGUCGCCGCUCUUGGCUUUGCAAAAAUGUACAAUUUUCCACUAUGGGUGAUUUUCGGAGGCGUAAUGCUAGGGUUUUCCUUGGCCCGCUUCCAAUACCUCUCAGACCAAGUCCUCGAGGACAGUCUUGCGACUGGGGAAUGGUAUUGGUUCAGUCAAAAUCUUUACAAUACCUGCUUGAAGAUCCAUCUAGGCUGUAUCCUGCCAUGUGGGAUUAUCGGUGUAUUCCAAUUCCUUCCCAUAAUCCGCAAGAAAGCGCUUCUACUUCAUCGGAUAGAUGGCUAUAUAUUCCUCCUACUUUUGUGGGUUUCCACUGGGGCAGCUUUAGCCAUAGCUCGUAGGUCAUUUGGCGGGACAGUGGAGACACAAGCAGGGGUGUUUGUGCUCUCUUUCUUGACAUUGACGUCGAGUUCGUUGGCCUACUACAACAUCAAGAGACUACAAAUCGAGCAACAUAGGGCGUGGAUGCUACGGACAAUGAUCUAUAUGGGUUCUAUAAUCACCAUGAGGAUUUUAAUGAUUAUUAGCGCUAUUUCGGUCACUGUUAUAGGCUCCUAUCACGGGUUGCUUAACUGCGAUGAAUUAUCCGCGAUCGUCUCCAAUUCUACCCGCUUUGAUAUAGACUACCCGACAUGCAAAUCAAGUCCGGGCACUCUCAUCCCGAUUCGUGCAAGCUUAGGCGGGGACAAUAUGGAGGAUGAGAACGCGAGCGUUGCCUUCAGAUUGACGUUUGGCACAUCACUGUGGGUAGCCGCAGUGGUCCACUACCUCGCUGCCGAGAUAUAUUUGCGUCUUACACCUGCCGAGAGUGAGAGAUUGCGGAUGGUGAGCUAUGAGCGGCAGCUGGAGAGAGGGUGGAUUCAUCCGGGGAGCGGUGGGUUGACGAGCGAUCGCUGGGGAGAUGCUAAGUGGUCUCCCGUCCCGAUGGAGGAGGCGGCGUCCGAAAGACCUGGGAAAUAA
This is a messenger RNA of Tuber melanosporum (Perigord truffle), 1210 nucleotides long. RefSeq lists its product as uncharacterized. The transcript has 7 exons. The record is from RefSeq and is a predicted model, not a curated record. Lineage: Eukaryota; Fungi; Ascomycota; Pezizomycetes; Pezizales; Tuberaceae. Bases 221 to 1210 code for a protein of 329 amino acids.